AUGCGAGGCGGGAGUAGUAAUACUGUCGCCGAAAGAGACACAUAUAGAGCGGGAGUAGUAAUACUGUCACCGAAAGAUACACGUAUAAAGAUUGCACUGAGAUUUGGGUUUAAGGCUUCCAAUAACGAAGCUGAGUAUGAAGCACCGGUUGCCGGUCUCCAAACGGCUGAAAGUCAUGAAGCUAAACAUUUAACAGUCCUCAGUGAUUCAAUGCUACUCGUCAACCAAGUCAAGGGAGAAUAUCAGGUAAAGGGAGAAAAGCUAAGUGCAUACAAGACACAGCGGGCAGAAGCUGAAGCCUUAGCCACCAUUACUGAAAAGAAAAUCACAAAGUUCGUAUGGCAAAAUAUUGUAUGUCGAUUUGGUGUCCCACAUGCUAUCAUCUCAGAUAAUGGAAAACAGUUUGACAAUGCCAACUUCCGAAAUUUUUGUGAGCAACUUAACAUUCGUCAUAUUCGCUCCUCGCCGGCUCACCCACAAUCCAAUGGGCAGGUGGAAGCUGUGAACAAGAUCAUGAAGCAACAUUUGAAAACCUGUCUAGAGUCAUUAAAAGGAGCGUGGAUGGAAGAACUACCCAACAUGUUAUGGGCCUAUCGGUCGACAAUAAAGACUGCAACAGGGGAAAAUCCUUUUUCUCUCGCUUUUGGGGUUGAAGUUGUGAUCCCCGUGAAAAUAAGCCUUCUGUCAUUACGAAUAGUGGAGUACAACCCUGCCACCAACGAUGAGCGCCUUAGGCUCCAUCUUAAUCUGAUAGAAGAAUUACGGGAAGUAUCCUGGCAGCGGAUUCAAACCCGUCAACAGGUCUCUCAACGUUACAACAUAAAUGUUCGACCGAAAGCAUUUGAAGAGGGAGAUUGGGUGUUACGACGAGUGGCACAAAAUACUAAAGAAACCACAGAUGGAGUUUUAGGACCCAACUGGGAGGGCUCGUACAAGGUCAUUCGAGUUGCUCGACCAGGUACUUGUUAUCUAGCAAACUCUGAAGGCAAGCCAUUGAAGCAUCCAUGGAACGUGGAACAUCUCAAGAAAAUAUUAUCCAUAAAAGUGCACGUUGCGAAAGGAAAGUCUAAGUCAUAUUGUAAAGAUACAAGUAUAAAAGUUCUCAGUACAUAA
Molecule: messenger RNA, 1113 nt
Organism: Momordica charantia (bitter melon)
Lineage: Eukaryota; Viridiplantae; Streptophyta; Magnoliopsida; Cucurbitales; Cucurbitaceae
Source: RefSeq, a predicted model, not a curated record